AUGGCCAUAAACCCAGUUGAAGAGGAAGAAGAACGUGAAAACGUGCUCAAUUUCCCAGUGAUGUUGCUCACAGGUCACGAAAGUGAAGUGUACUCAGUGGAUUUUAGCCAAGAUGGACGCUACCUGGCGUCGUCAGGGAAGGAUAGACAGAUACUGCUGUUUGAAGCGUUCGGAGAGUGCAGGAACUUUGGAGUGCUGGCAGGACACAAAAACGCAGUUUUGGAAAUACACUGGGCACAAACGAGCAACCACCUGUACUCGUGUUCAGCAGACUCAACAGCCUCAGUCUGGGACGUAGCAUACAACAGAAGGCUGCGAAAACUAAAAGGCCACAGCGCCAUCGUAAACACGUGCGCUCCAGCAAGGAACUACUCAGGAGGACUGCUGGUGACAGGGUCGGACGAUGGAACGGUUAAGGUGUGGGACUCGAGGCAGAAGGGAUACUCAAACUCUAUUUCGCACGACUUUCAAAUACUGGCAGUGACCACAGACCCGUACUUCAAUUACAUAUACUCAGGAUCGCUGGACAACGUAAUCAGAGUAUACGAUGUAAGAAAUGAGUCGAAGGUGGUUUUUGAACUAGGGUGUUUGGACUCGAUCACAAGUCUGGACCUGAACAGCGAUAGCACACUGCUCUUGUCAAACAGCAUGGACGAACGACUAAACAUAUGGGACGUGCAGCCCACGGGAAAGGGAGCUGAGAGGUUGAAGAUGACGCUAACGGGGCCGACACACAACAAUGAAAAAAAUUUAAUUAAAAGCCACUGGGGAAGGAACUCGAUAGUAUGCAGUGGGUCAUCGGACCAAUUCGUCUACGUGUUCGACACAGUGGACCAGAAGCUGCUGUACCAGCUUCCAGGACACCUCGGGACGGUGAACGACGUGCAACUGCACCCGAACUACCCAAUCGUGGCAUCAUGUUCAAACGAUCGCACAAUAUACCUGGGAGAAUUGUAA
Messenger RNA from Theileria orientalis strain Shintoku, 957 nucleotides. Its product is annotated as U5 snRNP-specific subunit. The transcript is spliced from 4 exons. The coding region runs from base 1 to 957 and encodes 318 amino acids. The record is from RefSeq and is a predicted model, not a curated record. Lineage: Eukaryota; Apicomplexa; Aconoidasida; Piroplasmida; Theileriidae. Gene Ontology annotation, cellular component: catalytic step 2 spliceosome. Gene Ontology annotation, molecular function: RNA binding; protein binding.